This is a messenger RNA of Spodoptera litura, 825 nucleotides long. RefSeq lists its product as uncharacterized. NCBI's taxonomy places the organism in Eukaryota, Metazoa, Arthropoda, Insecta, Lepidoptera, Noctuidae. The record is from RefSeq and is a predicted model, not a curated record.
AUGAAGGAGGAACAAGAAACAUCAGGCAUGACACUAGCUGCCAUCAGUGUGUCUAGGAAGCUACCGGACUUCUGGGUAGAUAUGCUGCGCUUAUGGUUCUCUCAAUUUGAGGCGGUCAUGGCUCCGCAAAAACAAGGAGAGGAAUCAAAGUUCAAUAUGGUCAUCUCUAAGCUGACGAAGGACGCUAUCCAGCAAGUAAGCGACCUGGUUACGUCACCGCCAGCGAAUAACAAGUACGCAGCGUUGAAAGAACGUUUGUUACAAGUGUACGAGGAAAGUGCUGAACGACAGUUCCAGAAGCUAGUUUUAGAGCUAGAGCUUAGUUCCCAGAAACCUACUCACCUACUUCGCAGGAUGAGAGACUUAGGCCGCACGACGCAAGUGUCGGACAUUACGUUGAAGAGCCUAUGGAUGUCCAGGAUGCCAACCUCUGUACGUGCAGUUAUCACCGUGUGCCAGGAUCAGUCACUGGAUAGUUUAGCUGCCAUAGCGGACAAGAUACUCGAAAACAGCAAGUCUUUCGAGAUUGCAGCCGUAACCGACGGCACGGCAAUAACGUCUCAGGGAGCGUUGACGGAACUGGCUAAUCAGAUGAGUAAACUAAUGUUGGAAGUAGCAUCACUGCGUAAUGAGGUGCAAUCGUUCAAAAGGCGAGGAAGUUCAAGGAGCAGAAGCCUAUAUUCAAACAGGAAUAGGUCUAGUUCGAGGAAGAGUAAAGCACCUGGAGACCCAAAUUGGCUAUGCAGGUUCCACUAUCGAUUCAGGAAGAACGCGAAACGCUGCGAGCAACCAUGUGCUUGGCGUGAAAAGGAAGCGGAAAACUAA